This is a messenger RNA of Corylus avellana, 1134 nucleotides long. The record is from RefSeq and is a predicted model, not a curated record. NCBI's taxonomy places the organism in Eukaryota, Viridiplantae, Streptophyta, Magnoliopsida, Fagales, Betulaceae.
AUGCACGAGCAAAAUAACCUUUUCCUUCCGAUAUUUUGGGGAAUCUUUGCCUCCCGCGUCGUCAUUUUCUUCCUGUUGGUCCAGUAUUUCCACUGUCGUCGCCGUCAAGCCAACCACAACCGAGUGGAGGAGGUAGAAAUGCAACGGGCGGUUAAUGGUGCGGUUGAUCCUGAUUUACUGUCGAAGGUCAUUUACCACCGUGGCGGCUCCGAUAUACCCUUCCAACAGGACACGUGUACGUUGUGCCUGUGCAACUAUGAGACGGGGACGAGCUUACUUUGCUUAGCUCUUGCGGCCAUGCCUACCACAACGGCUGAAUCUAUUGUCCGCACUGUUGUUCAGGAUGCAAUUCACGUGGGUCCCCGGAAUGCAUCCAUUUUAUUAAGGCUCCAGUUUCAUGACUGCUUUGUUGAGGGUUGUGAUGGGUCAAUUCUGAUCCGCAAUGGCUUAAAAGCCGAAAUAAACGCACCUGGUCACGCCGGUGUUGGGGGCUUUGAAGUGAUCGCCAAAGCCAAACAAGAGCUCGAAACCGUUUGCAAGGGAGUGGUUUCUUGCGCAGACAUAGUGGUGUUGGCAGCCAGAGAUGCGCUGUUCUUUAAAAAUGUGCCAUUUUAUGAGGUGCCAACUGGCCGGAGAGAUGGUCGGGUUUCAAAUAUGUCUCAUGCGGCGGACAUGCCCGAGCCUGAUGACUCAGUUGAGCUUCAGAAAUCUAAGUUCAUGCAGAAGGGACUUUCCCGUGAAGAUCUUGUCCUUCUCAGUGCUGGGGCACAUACAAUAGGGACUGUUGUAUGUGGUGUGAUGCAAAAUAAACUAUAUAAUUUCAGCAUGGAUGGCACAUUUGACCCGGAUAUAAACCCUCACUUUCUGCCCAAACUCAAAGCCUUGUGUCCACGUGGAGACUUCAAUGACCGGAUACCUCUCCAUCCUGUCACCAACUCCACCUUUGACGAUCAAAGCCUAAGGAACACCCAGGACGGGUUUUCUGUGCUAGCAUCUGAUGCGAUCGAGUCUUACCCGGCCCGUGGCCCGUCUUUUGUGCCAGAUUUUACCACGGCAAUGGUGAAGACGAGUAGAAUUGGGGUGAAGACUGGAAAUGAGGGAGAGAUAAGGCGUGUUUGUAGCCACUUUAAUUAA